Molecule: messenger RNA, 2409 nt
Organism: Gordionus sp. m RMFG-2023
Lineage: Eukaryota; Metazoa; Nematomorpha; Gordioida; Chordodea; Parachordodidae
Product: protein RFT1 homolog
Exons: 9
Coding region: 1-2409 (802 amino acids)
Biological process (GO): glycolipid translocation; dolichol-linked oligosaccharide biosynthetic process
Cellular component (GO): endoplasmic reticulum membrane
Source: RefSeq, a predicted model, not a curated record
AUGCAUGUGGAAAAUUUAAUUUUUAAAAAUGCUGUAAAAUCUGCUAAAUUUAAUUUUUUAGGACAAAUAUUUUUUAGGGUAGUAUCAUUUUUAUUGAACGUCUUCAUAAUAAGAUACAUAUCAAAAGAUAUAUUAGGAAUUGUAAAUGUUAGAUUAAUGUUAUUAUAUUCUACUGUGAUAUUUUUAUCAACUGAAGGUUUUAGAAGAACAUGCAUAGCUGGAAAUAUUAAUAAUAAAUCAAAAAUUGUUAAUAUUUUGUGGUUAUGUGUUCCUUUAAAUAUUUUAUUAAAUGUAAUAUUUUCUUAUAUAUGGACAUCAAUGUUGACUCCCCCAAAUCCAAACUUGAUACCAUAUUAUGUAAUAUCAGUUUAUCUUUAUUCACUAGCAACUUUUAUUGAGUCAAUAUCCCAAGUAUUUUAUAUCCUGUCACUCAUUUGCCAUUAUGUUACACUUAAACAAGGCCCUAACAUCGGUAAACCAGCCAUGAAUGUUGGAAAUAAAGAAAUCGAUUUGAAAGGUGAUAUUAUUUCUCCUAUAGCAUCACUCACCUUGUGGGCUAUCCUAGCGAGAUGCGGUAUAGAAGCCAAUAUUAUCAAGAUUUUAGGGCUGCAUUAUAGUAAUCUCAUGGCUUCAUUUAAAAUCUUAAAUAAAGUUUCACCUCCUUUCAGGACAAAAAAAGGAGUUAAGCAAGGCUGUGUCGCCUCUCCACUACUGUUUAAUAUAAUAAUGAAUAGAGUAAUUACUGAUACAUUAGGGGCAGCCAAUUUUCUUGAACUUGGAUCCAAUCAGCCGUGGUUUUUGAAAAACAGGGUGAUUAGUUAUGCUGAUGACUUAGUCUUGAUUGCAAAAAACUUGGAGGAGGCUAACAAUUUGGUCUUGAUACUAAACACUUUUAGUCUUAAGGUUGGAUUAGAUAUUAACUUCUAUAAGACUGUAAUCAUGCCAUCGUCUCAUGCUCCCCCUCUGGGCAGUUGUAAAGAUGAACUGAGAUUCCGAAUUCAGAAUAGAGCUGCUUUCUACAAAUAUUUUAAGCUAUGGAGAACUAGGGAGAUAUCGGUGUUCACUAGGCUAAGAAUUUUCAACUCUUCUAUCAUUCCAAUCCUCCUUUACGGGGGUGAUACAUGGGAGAUAACUAAGACAGAGACAAAGAGAUUGCAAACGUUUGUUAAUAAAUGCUUAAGAAUAAUCAAUGGCGUCUUUUACCCCAACAUCAUUUCGAACGACAACCUUUGGAGAAGGUCUAAACAUACUCCGAUUAUAUAUUCAAGUUGCUUGACCUUUUCAUAUGUGAUAUAUUUUAUAUGGAGAAUAUACUCGCAUGGUAAUCAAGAGAUCGAAUUUUUUCACGAAUACAAAGAAUUACUCCCCAGUUUUAAAUUUAAACUAGACCAAGAAGAAAAACGACUUUUAGAGCUAACUUGGAGUUUUAGCUAUCAAUCCCUUAUGAAACAAUUUCUCACUGAAGGUGAAAGAUUUGUCAUGACUUUUUUUGAUAUAAUGACUUUCGCGCAACAGGGAAUUUAUGACUUGGUUAAUGGUCUAGCAUCACUCGUAGCUCGAAUGGUUUAUCUACCCAUUGAAGAUAGCGCCUAUCUAUAUUUUACUCAGACAUCGACAAGGGAACCCCUAUCCCCGCAUCCGAUUGAAUAUAGUCAGAACUCGAAAACUAUAAAUAGCUCAAAGCCUCUACCCCAAGAAAUAGAACGCGAUGACAGUUACGAAAAAUUGAUUGAUUUACUCUCUCUAAUGACCACAAUAGGCCUAUUGGUUAUAACCUUUGGCCUUGCCUAUUCGGAGCUAGCUCUUCGCUUAUACAUGGGUAGCAGCUCACCGCAUAGUAAUCAAUAUGACACAAUAAAUCGUGCCACCAGCUUGCUUCAACUUUUUUGCCUUUACUUAUUUAUUUUAGGUAUCAAUGGAAUAACUGAGUGUUAUACCUUCGCAAUUUAUACCAAAGCAAACAUUGACAAUUUUAAUAAAAUAUUGAUCGUAUUAUCUUUAAUAUUUUUGAUGGUCGCAACUCCGUUGGGAAGGUUAUUAGGGCCUCCUGGAUUAGUGAUCGCGAAUUGUCUCAAUAUAAGUAUUCGAAUCGUCUAUGCUUCUUGUAGCAUAACCCGCAAGAAGGGGGUAAAUAUGGGCUCUUUUUAUCGCUCAUUUUUUCCAUCGACGUACACGUUAUCAUAUUUAGCGAUAUGCACUAUCGUUUGUAAUCUUUCAAACUAUUUUCUAUUUAAAAAUGCCAGCUUAAACAGUAAUUAUAGUCCAACUUUGCUUAAUUACGUCUCGCACAUAUCGAUAGGCGCCAUUAUGAGUCUAUCCGCCUUAUUUCUCAUUUAUGCAAGCGAUAAAAAAUUAGUUCGAUUUAUUGAAAGUUGUUAUUUUUCAGAACAUCGCAAAAAAACGAAUUGA